This is a messenger RNA of Rubroshorea leprosula, 648 nucleotides long. NCBI's taxonomy places the organism in Eukaryota, Viridiplantae, Streptophyta, Magnoliopsida, Malvales, Dipterocarpaceae. The record is from the annotation of a GenBank genome assembly.
ACGGGAUUCGGUGGGAUAAAAUUUGAUUUUACUUUUUUACCCCUUUCUAUCCCCAUGAUUCUUUACCUUUUUUCUUAAUAUUUUUUUGGCCAAUGCCUUUUUUACGAUCGAGACGGCGCACAUCAACAGAGCACCGACAACAGCAUGCCGAUCGCCAGAAUCCAUCUUCUCCCCCGAUUCUGCUCCUUUUUCCUCCCCUGCACCGAGCAACAAAAGACCCAGCCAAACCGACAGCCUUCCCUUUGAAAAAAACCGGUAAAAGCUUGGGGAUUUCUCCUUCUUUUCUUGCUCUAGAACACACAUAGAACCCAGAAACUUUGCCCCCCUGCAGAGAAUUUCCGGAUCUGCUUUGCUCUGUUCCUCACCAUCGGCUGCUCCUGCUUUGUGGGGGCGAAUUGCUCUAGUUUUUGGUUUCCCCUAAAUUUCCCUGCACUUCCCGCCGGCUUCCCCAAUCUGCAGGCUGGAAUUCUGGACGCGAAGUCAAGGACGGGAAAAAACGAGGGGAGUGAUGAGUUAGAAGGCUAGCCAUUUUGUAAAGUGAACAUAGAUUGUAAAUACAGAUCAUGAUCUUAUAAGCUAGAUUUUAAUUGGAGAUCUUAUAAAUUUAUUUAAUGGAUUGUUAGUUUACAAGAAAUUUGACAUUGAGAU